Molecule: messenger RNA, 3150 nt
Organism: Dictyostelium purpureum
Lineage: Eukaryota; Evosea; Eumycetozoa; Dictyosteliales; Dictyosteliaceae
Exons: 3
Coding region: 1-3150 (1049 amino acids)
Biological process (GO): peptidyl-serine phosphorylation; intracellular signal transduction
Molecular function (GO): ATP binding; protein serine/threonine kinase activity
Source: RefSeq, a predicted model, not a curated record
AUGGUUUUUUCUUUAAAAGAAUCAUCCGAUUCAAUUUCAAAGCCAUCAUCACCAUUAUCACCUUUAAAAAAUAGUUGUAUUAUAGAGAAUAGUAAUAAUAAUAAUAAUAAUCAUAAUAAUAGUCCACUAUCACAAAGACAAACUAUAAUCAAUAGUAAUGAUUCUAGAAAUGAUCCAAAUUCACCAAAAUAUUUAACAUCAUCUCAUUCAUCAAUUAUUAUACCAUCUUUAAUGGAUGCAAAGCCCUCAAGUCUUUUGCCAGAAAUUUCAGAAAACUCUAUAAUAAAUAAUUCCACCACCACCACCACCACUACCACUACCACUAAUAAUGGAUCACCAAACGCAUCACCAAAUGUAAUUUCACCAAUUAUAGCUUCACCAAAUGGAUCAUCACCACCUUUUAUUUCAUCACCAAAAGGUUUAAAUUCACCAAGAAGAUUAAUUGGAUUUUUUUCAAAAUCGUCGUCAUAUCAGUCAUUACUUAAUAACAAUAAUAAUAACAAUAUAAACAAUAACAGUAACAAUAAUAGCAAUAAUAAUAGUGGCGGAGAUAGUAGUAAUUUUAUAACAUAUAGCACCAAUAAUAGUAUUCAAACCAGUUUUAAUAGUAGUAUAGGAGAUAGUAGCAACAUUAAUUUUAUAAACUCAACAAGUAGUAUGGGUAAUAGUGGAGCCUACGAUUCACCAAGCUCCAAACGUUUAAUUAGGCACGAGAAGGCCAAAUCUUCACCUCCUCUUUCACCUAUACCAUAUGGCGUCGUAUCUCCAGAUGACGAUUUCUUCAAGAGGCCAUUUACGCUAUUGAAAGAAACCUCACCAACAAAUUCUUUAGUACCAAAUUUAAAUGCAUUAAAAUUAGAUAAUGUAAUUCACACACCAAAUGGUUCAACUGUUUUUUCUUCAUCAAACAAUAAUAAUAUAAACGAAUGUAAUUUUAGUAGCAGUAAUAGUAAUAACAAUAAUGAUAAUUUAUAUUAUAUUAAUAAAAAAAUUGUUGAAGAAAAAUUAAAACAAGAGCUUAGAGAAAAAGAAGAAAAAUCAAAAAAAGAAAAGGAAAUGGAAGAUUAUGUAAACUUAAUUAAUAAUAGUACAAAUAAUUUUUCAAUAAGUAAUAAUAUAGAUAAUAGUAAUACCUCAAUAGUUUCAAAUGGAACCUUUUCUCCAAUUAAAGAGGAGUCACCACAACCUUCACCAACAUUUUCAUCAAGACCCUUGCUACAAAGAACUAGAUCGAAUUCUAAAAAUGUAUUAUAUUCUCCAAAUCAAUCCCCAUCAAAUUCAACUAAAAUACCUUCACCAACAACUCCACCACCAUUACAUAAUAUAUCAAUUAUUGAAUCAUUAAAUAAUAGUAAUAAUUCAAGUUCAAUAAGCAGUAGCAAUACAUCAAACAUUUUAAAUAAUAACGAUAAUAAUAGUUUAAACAAUAAUAAUAGUAUCAAUAAUACUAAUACUAAUAAUAAUAAUAAUAAUAAUAAUAAUAAUAGUAGUAAUAAUAAUAAUAUAAUAACACCUGUUAAAAAUAAUAAUAAUAAUACUAGUAAUAUUAAUAGUCAAUUAAAAAAAUCUGGUAAUAUUGAUUAUUUACAAAUUAAUAAUAAUUAUGUCAUACCAUCACCAUCACCAUCGUCUCAAACCAAAUCGCACUAUCCACCAGUAUCAAUAAUCGAUUUUAAAUUAAUUGAAAAGAUUGGCGAAGGUGGGUUUGGUCAAGUAUUUUUAGCAAAAAAGAAUGAUACCGGCGAAAUCGUUGCAUUAAAGAGAAUGUCGAAAGAUUUAAUUUGGUCAAGAAAUAAAGUGUCCCAUAUAAAGAACGAAAGAGAUAUUUUAGCACAAGGAAAAAAUCAUAGAUGGAUAGUUUCAUUACUUUAUUCAUUUCAAGAUGAACAAUAUCUUUAUUUGGCAAUGGAGUACGUCCCAGGUGGAGAUUUAAGAUCAUUAUUAAGUGCAUUGAAUGCAUUAGACGAAGACUCUGCUAGAUUUUAUAUGGCCGAAAUGGUAGAAGCUGUAGAUAGUUGCCAUCAAUUAGGUUAUUGCCACAGAGAUUUAAAGCCAGAGAAUUUCCUUAUUAAUCGUAAUGGUCACGUUAAAUUGGCCGAUUUUGGUUUAAGUAAAAAUGUUAUAACACGUUAUAUGAAGGGUGCAAAUACUAGUUUAACAAGUUCCAUUGAGCAUACUCCAAUGAAAUUUGGUAAUGCUGCUUUAAAUUCUUCAGUUACAGAUUUUGGAUCAUUCAAAGACUUGGGUGCUGCUGCUCGUUUAGCAUAUUCCGUUGUAGGAAGUCCUUUCUAUAUGGCACCAGAAGUUUUACAGGCAACAAGUGGUUAUGGUGAUGAAGUGGAUUGGUGGUCUUUAGGCUGUAUGUUUUAUGAAUUCAUAUUUGGCGUACCACCAUUCGAUGGAGAUUCACCAGAGGAAGUAAUGGAAACAGUAUUGAAAUGGAAAACUAUGCUUCAAAGACCAGAAGGAGUUUCUGAUGAGCUUUGGGACUUAAUUUCUGGUUUAAUUACUGAUGGUCAACAUCGUUUAGGUGCAGGUGAGAGAGGUGUUGAAAGUAUUAAAGCUCAUCCAUUCUUUAGAGGUGUACCAUGGGGUCACUUACAUGAACUCGAUCCUCCAUUUGUGCCAUUGCUUCAAGAUGAUUUCGAUACAACCUAUUUCGAAAAUACUGAAAAAAUUACCGAGUUCAAACCUGACAAGUUUGAUAAAAUUCGUUCACCUGUUGUAUACACAAAUAAACACUCUGGUAACAUUAUCACCUCAAGAAGCAAACCAAGAAAUAUUUUAGGCUUUACAUAUCCCAGACAUGAAGAGCAACCAUUAAUUUGGAAUUUUAUAAUAUAUUAUACUAAUCCAAUUUUUUUUAUCAUAGAUAAUAAUUUAUUAAAAAAUUUUGAAGAAACUUCAAAUAAUACCAGCAGUAAUAAUAGUAAAAAUAAUAGUAGUAAUAGCAGUUUAAUAAAUACGAGUGGUGAUAAUAAUAAUAAUAACAAUAGUAAUAAUAACAGCAUAACCAAAUCAACUACACCAAAUCAAAGUCCAUAUAACAGUAAUGAAACAAUUUCUUUUGGUGAUUUAAAACAAGACCAAGAUCAAGAACACGAACCAUCAAGCCCUUAUGGAUCUUAUAGUAACAAUCCAUUAAUAUAA